AUGUUCUUCUGGGACAGCAGCGGCGACACAGAUGACGAAGACGAUGAUCCACUUUGCAGUUGUCAGGGUAUCAAUCUCACCAGUUGCCGCUACGACAGUGUGCGGCGUGCUGCUCAGAAACUGGGCAUUAAAGAGGUGAAGGCGGAUGAAGACUGGACACUGUUUUGGAGCGACGCCCGCCCCUGUGAGGACAAAUUUAAGGAAAUGAAACCAUACCAGAAAAUCAACCAUUUACCCUCAAUGACUGAAAUCUGCCACAAAAAUUCCCUAGCAACUAACUGGAAGCACAUGCUCAAGUUUUUCCCCAAAGACUACAACAUUUUCCCCAGAACAUGGACCUUUCCCAUAGAAUAUGGCCUGUUUAAAACAUAUGCCAGGGACAAAGACAAGUGUUACAUUUGCAAACCCAACGCGGGCAGCCAAGGCAAAGGUAUCUCCAUCUUUACGUCGUGGGAAAAAGUGCAGCCUGAGCAGGAUAUCAUCUGUCAGGAAUACAUUGACAAGCCUUUGCUGAUAGACGGCUUCAAGUUUGACCUGCGCAUCUAUGUGCUGGUGACCUCGUGUUACCCGUGGAGGAUCUACAUGUACACGGAGGGGCUGGCUCGCUUCUGCACUGCAAAGUACGAAGACCCGACGGAUGAAAAUGUGAAUAACAAGUGCAUGCAUCUCACCAACUUCAGCAUCAACAAAGACAACGACAACUUCAUUUAUGAUGAGAAGACAGGCAGCAAACGGAGGUUGUCCACCCUGAAGAAGCAGCUGAAGUCCAACUACAGCAACACAGAGAAGAUCUGGAGCAACAUCGAGGACGGCAUCGUGAAGACGCUGGUCCUGGCUCACUCCCGCAUCCAGCACGGCUACGUCACUCACUUCUCCAAACACGUGGUCGGGAGUGCCUGCUUCCAGGUCCUGGGCUUUGACGUGCUGCUGGACGAGCACUACAGACCCUGGGUGCUUGAGGUCAAUCAUUCACCAGAUUUGUCCACACUGCUGCCUCUUGACCGUGAAGUCAAGGACGCCUUGCUUUACGACACCCUGGUUCUCAUCAACCUGGCUCCCUUUGACAGGUGCAAGAUGAUAAAGGAGGAGAAACGCCGAGUGGAGGAGCGCCUGAAACAAAAUGUGCGCGCAGAGGAGAGGCAGGAGAGCGAGCAGAGGCAGCGGGCGGCCAUGGUGGAGAAGAUGGAGUGCUAUGAGGACGACCACCUGGGGGGCUUUAAAAGGAUCUAUCCCAGCGAGGGCAAAGAGAAAUACGACAAGUACUUAAAAGUGGAGGACAGGCUGUACAAGAGCAAGAGCAGUGAUGUUGGCGGACAUCUGGAAAAUGGACGUUGCUAAACUCUGGAUGUAAACUGCAAACCGCAGUGUUUGAAGAAGAUAUCCACUUGACUUUUUGCAGCAGGUGAUUCAAGAUGCCUCAGCCUCAUCUGUGCAUGAGUGCCAAAGUAUCCAUCGUAUUCUGACC
This is a messenger RNA of Dunckerocampus dactyliophorus (ringed pipefish), 1465 nucleotides long. Its product is annotated as tubulin polyglutamylase ttll6-like. The record is from RefSeq and is a predicted model, not a curated record. Gene Ontology annotation, cellular component: cilium. Lineage: Eukaryota; Metazoa; Chordata; Actinopteri; Syngnathiformes; Syngnathidae. Gene Ontology annotation, biological process: microtubule cytoskeleton organization; protein polyglutamylation. The transcript has 12 exons. Gene Ontology annotation, molecular function: tubulin-glutamic acid ligase activity; tubulin binding. The coding region runs from base 1 to 1338 and encodes 445 amino acids.